Messenger RNA from Pecten maximus, 2629 nucleotides. RefSeq lists its product as uncharacterized. The transcript has 2 exons. Gene Ontology annotation, molecular function: protein binding. Lineage: Eukaryota; Metazoa; Mollusca; Bivalvia; Pectinida; Pectinidae. The record is from RefSeq and is a predicted model, not a curated record. The coding region runs from base 449 to 2386 and encodes 645 amino acids.
UUUGUUCUUACAAGUUUAAUCUUCUUUCCUUGCAGAUACAACAAAGUCUACAAUUCAGACAGAAAAAGAAAGCUACAAGUAUAUUUCUACCAAAAGUCUCCAAGAUGCCCAUCAAAAACUUCUGGAGAACAAAAUUGUUAUAAUCCAGGGAAACUCGGGGGACGGGAAAUCAUCUGCUGCACUUGAACUUCUCGGUUUGCUGUGCUGUAAUGAAGAGGAGGGGCAACAUAAACGAUGUCGACAACCACUACAACUACACGAGAUAAAAGACUUAGAUUCAGUUGCACCAAAGUCACAAUUAGUUAUUUAUUUUGAUGACAUCUUUGGAACGAAUGUUGUGUGUCAGGAAGAUGUGAAAGAAUGGGAGAAACGAGAAAAAGAAAUUAUUGCAAAACUUUGUGGAAAUGAAUCUGAGUCCAAUUAUCUGGUCAUUACAAUUCGUAGUGGAAUGAUUAAUUCUUUAAGUGGCCUUGGAAAAUUAUUUACCAAAGAAAACAUUGUUGACCUUAGCCAGUACAAAGAAGACAAAGAAAAACUUGCAUUGUUAAGGUUGUAUGAACCAAAAACUGAAUUUGUUAAAUGGACAGAUGAUGAGGAGAAACAGAUUGUGGCCUCGGCCCCAGACAUUGGGUUUCCACAGUGUUGUAGAUUAUUUAGGGACACACCUAGUUUACAAACAGAGAGAGUGAAAUUCUUUGAAAGACCUUUGCAUUAUUUUAAAUCCUCUUUAUCUAAAUUAGAAGACGGGAAAUUUUAUGGUCUGCUGUAUCUGUUCCUCAAUGGCGGCUCAGUUGUAGAACAUGAUUUAGACCCUUUCAUUGAAAAUAUUGAGGAAAAUGAGAAAAUGAAAGCAGCAUUUGCUUUUGAUGUAGUAAAAGUUAACCCAACAUCUGAGCUUAUUUACAAAAAAGAGAAGAAAGCUGAAUUUGUAAAGGAGUCAUUAGAAUGCCUUUUGGGUUGGCUGGUGAGAAAAGAAUCUACACUGUGGGUAAAAUAUCCCUCUUUCAAAUUCAACCACGACUCCAUUGAGGAAACAGUGGCACUUUUGUAUGGAGAGAAAACUCCCACUGGCUACAUACAGAAUUGUCCCAGAAAGUUCCUCAGUUAUGUAACUACAACAAAAAACACCCCAAACAGAAUAGUUAUAUCAUCUGAUAAUCAAACCAAUGCCAUGUAUAAACGUAUAGUGAAAGAGUUUCAAUCUGUUGAUCCUAAACGUUACCGGUAUUUGAGUGAGUGUGACUAUUUAGCUACAUUAGACGUAUGGACAGACACACUGUUUCUACAGGGAUUUAUCAGAUGGCUAAGUGGUCAGAAUGAUGACAAAAACUUACACCAACUGAUAAAAUGUGGGUUGUUAAAUGAAGCUUGUUCUACUGGUUUAGAAGAUCGUGUCUCGUAUCUCCUUUCUGUGGGUGCCACACCCGACAAUGAUACACCGUUUAUUGUAGUGAAGGGUGGGAGUGUACCACUACUGACACAAAUACUAAAGUAUGACGUCAUUCCUACAACGAGGGCACGCGAGUCACGAUCAUCAUAUAUAUAUUAUACUUACAAUAUCAAUGUCCUACAGGAGGCGUGUUUGUUUGAGAGAGAAGAGAUGGUGACCAUGUUGUGUGACACUUACCCAGACUUGGUACAUGGGACUGAUGACGGUAGACAAAGCACGCUCCAUCUUGUGGCACAGACAGGAAACGUUGGUCUAUUUCAGACAGUGGAGAGAUUGGUACUUAAAUCAUUGUGUAGAGUUGAGGAUGUACAACAUAAGUGUGAGACAGAAGAUGGUCGUGUUGUACAUAGGAGUUGUGUGUGUGGACAGUACAUGUCACAGUUAGUGGACUACAGAGGGUUUACAGUAUUACAUGAAAGUUGUAGGUGGGGACACAGGGAGCUUAGUUUAUACCUGUGUCAGUGUUACCCAGCACUGACUACAGCUGUAACUAGCGACGGGUUUACAGUAUUACAUUAUAGUUGUAGUUGGGGACAAAGGGAGCUUAGUUUAGAGCUGUGUAAGUUAGACCCAGCACUAACUACAGCUGUAGAUAACCGUGGGGGUACAGUAUUACAUUAUAGUUGUGGUCAGGGACACAGGGAGCUUAGUUUAUACCUGUGUAAGUUAUACCCAGCACUAACUACAGCUGUAGAUAACUACGGGUAUAAUUGUCUACAUCACAUAGCCAGGUGGACAUCAGAUGUAGACAUGUUCACUGAUUGUGAACGUCACGUAAAACAGUAUGUAGAGAAAACAGGAGGUAAGUAUGACAUCACGACCAUACUUACUAAUGACGGGAGAUCUGUUUUAGACAUGGCAAAGGAAUUGAGAGAGAGGUGGGAGUUAUAUAACAACCGUUUGUAUGAUCAUCUUGUCAAAGUUUUUAAUAAAUAAAAGUAUUAAAUAUUCACACUUCUAUACAUUAACUUGUGUAACAUAAUGACAAAAUAAACAGCAACGAACAGAACACUGUGGAAACCUUUUGUAGGAUCAUCUUGUCAAGUUUAUUGUAAAUAAAAAUACUGAUAAAUAGUCACACAUACUUCUUAACCUUCUAUACAUUAACUUGUAUAACAUGGUGUAUAAUUAAACAAAGAUUAAGUUGAAGAAACAAUUUAUUUUCAUCAUUGUUCACAA